AUGGCCGGCUGGUGGCAGGUGCUGCCACGGGUGGCCAGGCGCUAUCCGUGGCCCACGAAUGUUCUACUCUACGCCACACUCUUCUCAGCAGGCGACGCGCUGCAGCAGCGGCUAAGGGGCGGCCCUGCCGACUGGUGCCAGACGCGGCGCGUGGCCACCGUGGCCGUAGCGUUUCAAGCCAACUUCAACUACGUUUGGCUGCGCUUUCUGGAGCGCGCGCUGCCGGGCCGCGCACCGCGCGCCAUCCUGGCUAAGGUGUUGUGCGACCAGGUGCUUGGCGCGCCCAUCGCUGUCUCGGCCUUCUACGCGGGUAUGAGUAUUCUUCAAGGAAAGGAUGACAUAUUUUUGGACCUGAAACAGAAAUUCUGGAAUACAUAUAAGAGUGGUCUGAUGUACUGGCCUUUCGUCCAGCUAACCAACUUCAGCCUUGUUCCCAUUCACUGGAGAACAGCUUACACCGGACUCUGUGGCUUUCUCUGGGCCACCUUCCUUUGCUUUUCACAACAAAGUGGUGAUGGCACAUUGAGGGCAGCUUUCACCUCCCUUCAUAUAAAGGAGGCCAGUGCAGUUGAAAGGCCCCAAGAGAAAUGA
Orycteropus afer afer is the source of this 591-nucleotide messenger RNA. It is a transcript of the gene MPV17L, whose product is annotated as MPV17 mitochondrial inner membrane protein like. Bases 1 to 591 code for a protein of 196 amino acids. The transcript is spliced from 4 exons. Gene Ontology annotation, cellular component: cytoplasm; membrane. Lineage: Eukaryota; Metazoa; Chordata; Mammalia; Tubulidentata; Orycteropodidae. The record is from RefSeq and is a predicted model, not a curated record.